AUGGACGUGUGUACAGCGAGCGCCGAUAAUGAACUCAGCAAUGACUGCGAUAUUGAAGCAAAACAUAAGAAUAAUGCAGUAAACUAUCUUACAGUAAACGAAAAGGGCAAAUUUAAAUGGAUUGGUUCCUUCGAAGAACUUAAAAUAUUAAUGAACGAGCUCACAGAGAAGGAUUUAAAAUGGACAUUGCCGGGUGGCCAUUGUAAAUUGUUAGAAUUAGACGAAGCCGAAAUCAGAUGGUAUUCGAACAAUAAAUCACUCACUAUUAGCGGAAAAGCAAGCGACGAUAUUAAGUCUCAACUACGGAUUGUUGCUGACUUAUCUCGGGCUGAUACUGAAGCAACCGAUGAAGGAAACGACAACGGUAAAGACGCCGUGAUCGAUAAUACUAAUGGCGAAGCACCAGAGGGAGAAAACAACAAUGUUAAAGACGACGUGGUCGAUAGCAAUAUGACAAAAGACAGAUUCCGAGAAACAUUGAAUUCUACCGUGCGAGAGCUUGAAGUGAGACUAGAGCGUAAAAUCAACGAGCUUGCUAGCGAAAUAAACGAGACAAGAAUAGAUUUGUACAACGAAAAAAUGAUCAGAGGCGAAAACGAAGUUCGGAACAAAUCUAUAAACAAUGAACAAUCAUCGAAUUUGAAAGGAUUUCUCGCAAAACAGAACGAUAGUCUAAAGAAAGAAAAUGACCAACUUAAAGAACAAAUUAAUAACUAUAAGUGUAUCACUUCUGAUCUCAACCAAAAAGUGAAAGCCUAAGAUAACGAAAGAAGCAGCUUAAUCACGGUUAUUAAAAUUUUACAAAGCGAGCAAGAACAACACAAAACUGAGGCAUUGUCAUCGUGGAAUGUUGUAAACAGACACAAGAAAAGCACUAAAAGCCGAAACGCCUUAGAACAAAAUCCCAGUGGAAAACAUCAACGACAGGAUUUGCAAUUACAAAAUCAAUUCAUUGAUUUGAGUGAUUGCGAAAGCGACGGCAACGAAAGCAACACAGAUAUAUCAGCCAAACAUGGAGACAAGCCAAGGCAAAGCGCAGACAAACCAAACCAACGCCGAAGCGGGCAAAAUAGUCGAAAGAUCGAAAGACGCCAGCAAUCCAAAGGAAACAUACAAGAUCGUCAACCAAAUUUGGACGAACGGAAAGAUAAAAGCGAACCCAAAGCGACAAAACAAAGGCAACCUAACAUUGUAAUCUUAGGGGAUUCAACGUUAAAACAUUUGCUCAUUUAA
This is a messenger RNA of Paramuricea clavata, 1233 nucleotides long. The record is from the annotation of a GenBank genome assembly. NCBI's taxonomy places the organism in Eukaryota, Metazoa, Cnidaria, Anthozoa, Malacalcyonacea, Plexauridae.